Messenger RNA from Actinia tenebrosa (Australian red waratah sea anemone), 4371 nucleotides. Its product is annotated as 5'-3' exoribonuclease 2. Gene Ontology annotation, cellular component: nucleus. Gene Ontology annotation, molecular function: 5'-3' RNA exonuclease activity; RNA binding. NCBI's taxonomy places the organism in Eukaryota, Metazoa, Cnidaria, Anthozoa, Actiniaria, Actiniidae. The record is from RefSeq and is a predicted model, not a curated record. Gene Ontology annotation, biological process: nuclear-transcribed mRNA catabolic process.
CAUUUUGUAAAAURUUUGGAAAAAUUAUCUCUUUGUCUUUUGAGUGAAAAACUGUUCUUUUGAGUUCAAUAUUCGAUAGAUUUUAACURAUAACUGACAGAAUGGGAGUUCCAGCGUUUUUUCGUUGGCUUUCGAGGAAAUAUCCGUCGAUUGUCGUGCAUUGCGUUGAAGAAAAGGCUAAAGAAGUAGAUGGAGUAAAGUUCCCUGUGGAUACAAGUGGUCCAAAUCCAAAUGACUAUGAAUUUGAUAAUCUUUAUCUGGACAUGAAUGGAAUCAUUCAUCCAUGUUGUCACCCAGAAAAUAAACCUGCUCCCAAGAAUGAAGAUGAGAUGAUGUUAGCUAUCUUUGAAUAUAUCGACAGAAUCUUUGCCAUUGUCAGACCAAGAAAGUURUUGUAUAUGGCUAUUGAUGGAGUGGCUCCCAGAGCUAAAAUGAACCAACAGAGAUCAAGGCGAUUCCGAGCUUCAAAGGAAAGCAGAGAAAAAAGUGAAGAAAUGGCUAAAAUAAGAAGCGAGCUAGCAGCAAAAGGAGCUUUGCUGCCUCCAGAAAAAGAUAAAACAGAGCAUUUUGAUAGUAACUGCAUUACUCCUGGCACAGAGUUUAUGGCCAAUUUGUCUGUGUGUCUGGGUUAUUACAUAACUGACAGACUAAAUAAUGACCCUGGAUGGAAAAACAUUAAGGUGAUCUUAUCAGAUGCCAAUGUACCAGGGGAGGGAGAGCAUAAAAUCAUGGAUUUUAUCAGGAAACAAAGAGCCAGCCCAGGCCAUGAUCCGAACACCAAGCAUUGCUUGAAUGGUGCAGAUGCUGAUUUAAUCAUGUUAGGCCUUGCUACUCAUGAACCUCAUUUCACCAUUAUCAGAGAAGAAUUCAAGCCAAACCAGAAGAGACCUUGUGAGCUUUGUGGACAAGUUGGUCAUGAAAUGGCAGAGUGCACAGGACUUCCAAAGGAAAAACAAGGAGAGUUUGAUGAGCUUUCCAAGCCAGUCAGCCAAGAGGUGGAGUUCAUCUUCAUAAGGAUUAAUGUUUUAAGAGAGUAUCUGGAAAGAGACUUGAGAUUGGAAAACCUACCUUUUGCCUAUGACUUUGAGAGAUGUGUAGAUGAUUGGGUUUUCAUGUGUUUCUUUGUUGGGAAUGACUUUCUGCCUCAUUUGCCUUCCUUAGAGAUCAGAGAGGGUGCAAUUGACAGGCUUGUAAAGUUUUACAAGAACGUUGUUCCCAGAUGUGGGGGUUACAUAACAAAGGAUGGAUUUGUGGAUUUAAAUAAAGUACAGCUAGUACUUCAAGAGCUUGGUUACGUUGAAGAUGAAAUUUUCAAAAAGAGACAACAGGAUAAUAUUGCAUUCAAGCAAAGAUUAAAGGCCAAAAAAGAUAGAGAAAAGAGGCAAAAAAUGAAUGGUAAUCCUCUGUGGACACCUGAUGGUCAGUUCAGUCCCCAUGCCCUUGGGUUCGGUACGAUUCCUGGAGCUAUCUCAUCACCAAGACAACAAGCCUUUGACAUGCGAAGACAAGGAAUGAAUUACACCCAAGACAGAGCCAACCAUACUGCAGCUGCUGACCUCAGAUCAAUGUUAACCAAGGGUGAAGAAACUAAGGGUGAGGCUAGUUCAAGUAGUAGCCAAGACAAUCCAUCCACGUCUGCACAGAGUAACAAAAGAAAGCUUGAAGAUGAUGACGAGGAGAAAGAUCCACCUGAUAACAUCAGGUUAUGGGAAGAUGGAUGGAAAGAGAGGUAUUAUACCAACAAGUUUGGUGUCAGUGAAGCAGAUGAAAGCUAUGAAGACUUUAGGACAAAAGUGGCUGAUGCUUAUGUGGAGGGUCUUUGCUGGGUGUUACAGUAUUACUACCAGGGAUGUCCAUCGUGGAAGUGGUAUUAUCCUUACCACUAUGCUCCCUUUGCUUCUGAUUUCCGCGACAUUGGAAGACUCAAAUCUACAUUUGAACGAGGAACAAAGCCAUUUAAGCCGCUGGAACAGCUGAUGGGUGUGUUCCCCGCUGCAAGUGGAAACUUCCUGCCUCCGACAUGGAGAAAUCUAAUGUCCAAUCCUGAAUCGCCUAUUAUCGAUUUCUACCCUAUCGAUUUCCAGAUUGAUUUGAAUGGAAAGAAGUACGCUUGGCAAGGAGUUGCUCUUCUGCCAUUUGUCGACGAGAAGCGUCUCUUAGAUGCUCUCGCCAAGGUGUACCCAGACAUUACUGAGCAAGAAGCUAAGCGUAAUUCUCUUGGAAAGGACCGUCUGUAUCUACGACAAGGCAAUCCAGCAUUUGACUUUUUAACAGGUCUGUACGAAGGAGAAGGAGCUAAAGAGCCACUUGAUCUGGUACCCGAUCUGGCUCAAGGAAUGUCUGGUAAAGUACAACCAGAAGAUGACCGGCCCAUAUUACCAAACACUGUUGUUCGGUCACCGAUACCAGGACAAUAUGACUUAAAAGAUAACAGAGCAAUAAGUGUUUUCUAUGAAGAUCCUUUCUUUUCUGACGAAUAUACGUUCAAAACCGCUACUCUACCCAAUGCUGUACCUCCAGCCCGCGUCCUUAAACCUGGUGACUUUGGUAACGACAAGCCUUGGAGGCCAGUUAUUGGUAUGAAUACCAACAGACAGUCAUAUGCAUCCAUAGCACCGCCAGGCCAUAGAAUGAUCAAUCAUUAUACCAACGACCGACAUCAACAAGGAUAUUCACGGCAAAGCGCAGGACCAAGGUCUAGUUACAACGACCGUCGACAAAGCUACCCUCCGUAUCAACAGCGUGGUAGUAGUUAUGGCGGGGGAAGCUAUCAGUACAAUCAGCGUAGUGCAGGCUAUGGAAACAGUAGCUAUGGAAACAGUUACCAUGGUAACCAAAGUCCAUAUCAGGACAAUUACAGAAAUCAGUCAUAUCAAGGAAACAGAAAUCAGUAUAACCAAGGUAGUUAUGGGUACCAGUCCAAUCGCAGUCAGUCGUCGUUGCUGGGGCCUGGUCCUAGCUAUGGUGGACAAAGUCGGUACCAAGGACAAGGACAGCAACAAAGGCAACAGCAUCCUACAGGACGAGGAAAUCGGGGACACAAUUAUCCAUUGUCAGGCAACCGCUACAAACCCUACUAGAAAACUACGUUUCUUCCAUACACCUAGUGGAAUCACCUACAUGACAUAACUUACUCGAAAGGUCAUUGGCUCUUCUUAUGUACACUCCAGUAGCAUUCUAUUUCGUUUGGCAAACAUCCAACCAGUCUUAAUGUAUAGCUUUUUUAUAAAGGGGCAAAGGUGGAUGGCGAUUGGUGAUUGGCUAGUGCAAGAUCGGAAAGAAACUGUGGGCAUACUUCUAAAACAAAACACUAAAUGCGUGCUAUACUUUGCACUAUGAAUGGAUUAAUUCGUCCAUACGGUGGCCAUCUUGGAUCGCAAUGCAUUAUUGGGCGUCUAGGGGACAAAAUAGGUUUUUAUCAAUCAGACGUCACUUCCGGUAAUAGCUGCAUUUUUAAUGGCUUUUAGAAUCAUGGAGGUUGUUUUGAUCUCUUGUUUUCUGGUUUCAUGUCGUAGAAAUAGUCAACUACAAUAGGUUGAGGACUUAUUUUGACUUAAUAUCCGCUAGUUGCCCCUCAGUCAACCGCUUGUUUGCCCCCCAGUCAACUACAAAAAGUUACGUGAUUGAUGGUAAGCAAUAAAGCUUUGUUGCAGUAAUGACGUCGAUUGAUAUUAACAUCUCCUUACAAGAAAACGGAGAGGUUUUCAUAAACCCGUGAAAACAAAAUAAUUGAAUUGUAUGAAUUGUAGCUGAAUUGUAUUUCACGGAUUUAUGAAAAUCAUUCUACAACAAAUUUAAAAUAAAUAUGACAAACACACUAAACUCUAUAUAUUUAAGUUGUAGAGUGAUGGUAGAAUGCAUACCAUAUAUUCGUGAAAUACUUUGUAAGGAAUUGCACAAAUUUGCGAAAAUUAGUAAGUUCAGUAGACCUACAAAACUUUACAGUAAUUUAUACAAUUUUGUUAGUUAACUUUUUCACAGAUACAUGGCAUGCACUCUAGCAUAUUUUAGCAAAAUUUAGUAUUAUUUAAGUUGCACUCUCUUAGCAUUUGCACUCCAGCUCCACAAUAACUUUUGUUUUAUUGACGAGAAGAGCACAAGCCAUUCCAGCAUGGAUCAUAGAGUCAUGAUAGACUAUUUCGAAAAAGGCUGAAGAGGCGGACGGCCUCUUGAUAAUGAAGAAUAGCUGGAAUCAUGGACGAUAAAAUGACUGUUUCUUUUAGAUUAAACGCAUUUAACCCGUGAGAUAAAAAAAUGUUCGUCCCGCUAACAAAAUCAAGAACACGGUUGAGAUAUGCUCCCUAAAUCUCCUUGGUCUCUUGAAGACGACCAACCUGAAAAUUUCCCCAAAUAAAUUAGACUCUUCCAAAA